This is a messenger RNA of Homarus americanus (American lobster), 1873 nucleotides long. Its product is annotated as four-domain proteases inhibitor-like. Gene Ontology annotation, molecular function: protein binding. NCBI's taxonomy places the organism in Eukaryota, Metazoa, Arthropoda, Malacostraca, Decapoda, Nephropidae. The coding region runs from base 1 to 822 and encodes 273 amino acids. The transcript has 7 exons. The record is from RefSeq and is a predicted model, not a curated record.
AUGACUCGCACCGCAGUGCUGAUGCUGGUGGUUGUGGCGGUGGUGGCAACAGCAUCCCAGACUAAGAAAACAAUUCCUGAGAGGGUGUGCCAUACCAAGGAAUAUGUCCCCGUGUGUGUGAGUAAUGGCGUGACGUAUUCCAACCUGUGCACCCUGGACAUUGCAUACUGCAAUGACAAUGACAUCACCAUAAGGAGUCUUGGUAAAUGUGAAAAGAAACAGUGCGCCAAAUGGUGUAGUAACACCGCCGACCCAGUGUGUGGCACAGACGGGGUGACCUAUGAGAGUGACUGCAUGUUGGAUAAUGCAAGAUGCAACGACGCUACCCUCCAUCUGGCCUACCGGGGCGAAUGUGGAGAGAUACUGUGUCCAGACGUCUAUUGUGACCCGAACGAGUAUAAACCAGUGUGUGGUACCAACGGUGUCUCUCUAACUUCCCUGCAUGUUUACUCAGCGACCUGCCACGACCCUACCAUCUUCAUCUCCACACAAGGAGAAUGCAAGAGGGAGUGUCUUCGGCCAUGCACCAAGGAAUAUGUCCCCGUGUGUGGCAGUAAUGGCGUGACGUAUUCCAACCUGUGCACCCUGGACAUUGCAUACUGCAAUGACAAUGACAUCACCAUAAGGAGUCUUGGUAAAUGUGAAAAUUCUCAGGAAGAAGAGUGCCCUACACUCUGCCCUCUUCACUAUGACCCUAGGUGUGACAACAAUGGCAAGGUGUACGGAAAUGAAUGCCAACUGAACAUCGCCAUUUGCAACGACCCGUCCCUCAAACCAGGAGCUUGUCAGAUUUGGACAAUAAGGAACAAACUGGCAAAUUGAAGAUGAAGACAAGGUAAAUGAAGGAGCGACCACCACCACCACCUGUCACCACCUGUCUCCCCUGACACCACCUGCCACCACCAGUCUGACACCGCCACCAUCUACCACCACAAUACCAUCUGCCAACACUUGAUACCACCAGCAGUACCUGCCAACACUACCUACUGCCACCACUACCUUCCUGCCUGGCCCAGCACAAGUUAAGUCUCCGCCAAUGACUGAUUAUGAGACGCGGUUUUCAGUACUCAAAUUAUAAUAUCAGUUUGUGGUUUUCUACCCGGUGUCUGUAAUAUCACUGUACUCACCUGUAUUUCUUGAAGUUAUACCUGUAAAUUUUGAACGUUUCCAACAGGAGUUAGGAUACAAUUUGCCUCGGGUACAGAUAAUGUAAAUGAGACCCAGAGCAAUACGAAAAAGAAGACAAGUUUUCUUUUUACACGGAAUCGAAUCAAAACAUUAACAUCAAGGUACUGUAGAGAUCUCAAUAAGGUUUGUGUGAUGGUUUAUUUUCAGGUUUGAUGUACGGAAACACUACCUUAACUAAAUACGCUCAAUUAGAAUCAAAAUCCACAAGAACAGUAAAAAUAGUUGCUCCUAAUUUCCCAAGAGGUUUCAGCCUUUGAAAAUCUUGGAAUUGAUUCUAUUAAGUUUCUAUUAAUUUUGUCUUGUUGUUACAUAUAUAUCCUAGUUUCUAUGUCAGUUUUAAGUGUUUUGUUUACACAUUCAAGGAUUAUGUUUGUAACGUCUUUGAAGUACAGUACUGAUUUAUCUGUUAAGAUAUUAGGCUACUUAUGUCAUUAUUGGAACAUUUAUUAUUAUUAUUAUUAUUAUUAUUAUUAUUAUUAUUGUUAUUAUUAUGAAUAUGUUCCAAUAAGAAAAAACUGAAAAUAGGACAUCUGAAACUAUAUAUAACAAUGCAGUAUUCUAAUACAGUAUUGUAUGAUUAAAUUUAACACGUAACACACGUAAGAUAAUCAAUUAUCUCCUUACACUGCAAAUAUUACGUCAAUUUUCAAAGAUGUAAGAUAUUGAGGAAUAAAAAUGCAUUAUA